Volvox carteri f. nagariensis is the source of this 462-nucleotide messenger RNA. RefSeq lists its product as uncharacterized. Lineage: Eukaryota; Viridiplantae; Chlorophyta; Chlorophyceae; Chlamydomonadales; Volvocaceae. The record is from RefSeq and is a predicted model, not a curated record. Bases 1 to 462 code for a protein of 153 amino acids. The transcript is spliced from 7 exons.
AUGUCUACUCCCACCAUAUGGCUGAUUGAGCGCUCGGACAAAAUUCCUAAGGGGGUCGUGGAGGAGAUUGCGUGUUUUUGGUACAACAACAGUGUACUCAGUCCACUCGCGAGGGGCAGUGUAAAGAUUCCGGGUAUUGUUGCCUUGUACUUUCCACGGAGGAUAGUCCAAAAAACGUAUCGUCAGCUGUACUUGGAUUUCCUGCAUCAGCACAGCACCGCCUUCCACGUGUCGUUUGGCUUCUUCGUGGGAGCAAAGCCUGGAACCCCCGAUAAGUUGCAAGUCCCCUCACAAACUCAGAGCCACGCGCAGAUUGGGCCUGCCGCUCGUAUGGGUAGUUUUACAGAUGAUGUACGGUGCUGGGUUUCUGUUCAGCAUUUGCUAACAGCAGCCGCGUCACAGAACUGCAAGAAUACGGCCCGCCUGCAGGACCGAAUGCACUGCAAUAUUAUAGAAUUAUAA